AUGGUCCUGCUGAUACUGCCCAGCUAUGAAUCGUUGCCGCCCAAUUACUCUCUCACGGCGAACAUGCUUGCGGGCGCGUUCGCCGGCAUCGCCGAGCAUUCGGUGAUGUAUCCCAUUGACCUGCUCAAGACUCGCAUGCAAGUCGCCAACCCUUCGCCGACGGCGGUAUAUACGGGCAUCUCCAAUGCCAUGAUCACAAUAACGAGGCUCGAAGGCUUCAGGACUCUCUGGCGUGGCGUUUCAAGUGUGGUUCUGGGGGCAGGACCCGCACACGCCGUGUACUUCGCGACAUACGAGGCCGUCAAGCACGCGGCUGGAGGAAACGAGGGUGGGAAGCACGAGCAUCAUCCUUUUGCUGCUGCUCUUAGCGGCGCGUGUGCGACGAUUGCUAGCGAUGCGUUGAUGAACCCUUUUGACGUCAUCAAGCAGCGCAUGCAGCUCCAGGGCUCGACGUACAAAUCGCUAUCGCACUGUGCGAGAUCGGUGCUGCGGCACGAAGGCGUUGGGGCCUUCUACGUCUCCUACCCGACCACGCUAUGCAUGACAGUGCCAUUCACGGCGCUGCAGUUUGUCGCCUACGAGUCGUUGUCCAAGACAAUGAACCCCACGGGCCGAUGGGACCCGUACACACACUGCACGGCCGGAGGCCUGGCGGGUGGUCUGGCGGCCGGUGUCACGACGCCGCUCGACGUGAUCAAGACGCUGUUGCAGACUCGCGGCUCGGCAACUGACCCCGAACUUCGGAACGUCAGGGGCCUGUGGCACGCGGCCACCAUCAUCAAGCGGCGCGAGGGCCUGCGUGGCUUCUUCAAGGGUCUGAAGCCCCGGAUAGUAACUACGAUGCCGAGCACGGCUAUCUGCUGGACUGCAUACGAGAUGGCGAAGGCAUUUUUCAUUGCGCAGAACGAGGAGUAG
This is a messenger RNA of Lasiodiplodia theobromae, 915 nucleotides long. RefSeq names its product Mitochondrial RNA splicing protein. Lineage: Eukaryota; Fungi; Ascomycota; Dothideomycetes; Botryosphaeriales; Botryosphaeriaceae. Gene Ontology annotation, biological process: iron import into the mitochondrion. Bases 1 to 915 code for a protein of 304 amino acids. Gene Ontology annotation, cellular component: mitochondrial membrane. Gene Ontology annotation, molecular function: ferrous iron transmembrane transporter activity. The transcript is spliced from 7 exons. The record is from RefSeq and is a predicted model, not a curated record.